Molecule: messenger RNA, 723 nt
Organism: Penaeus indicus
Lineage: Eukaryota; Metazoa; Arthropoda; Malacostraca; Decapoda; Penaeidae
Product: histidine-rich glycoprotein-like
Exons: 2
Coding region: 20-643 (207 amino acids)
Source: RefSeq, a predicted model, not a curated record
UCUCACCAAUCCUGCAGAGAUGAAGUACUUGUUGUUUGUGCUCCUGGUGGCUGCCGCUUGCGCUUCUGAGGUGGAGAAGCGAGAGGCGGAGCCAAGCCGUGCCUACAACUAUGGCUACGGUGUCCACCACCACGCCUACUACCCCCGUACCUACUACCACCCUUACCACACCUACCACAAGAGGUCCGCCGAGCCUGAGGCUGAAGCCGAACCCUCUUACGGUUCCUACCAUUACCGAGGCUACUACCGUCCCUAUUCCUACGGCUACCACAAUACUCCCUACGUCCACCACCACCACAAGAGGUCCGCCGAGCCUGAGGCCGAAGCAGAGCCCUCUUACGGCUCCGUCCACUACUACCGCCCCUAUUCCUAUGGCUACCAACCACACCACUAUACUCCCUCCGUCCACCACCACCACAAGAGGUCUGCUGAACCCGUUGCUGAGGCUGAAGCCAACUACGGUUACAGGUCAUACCAGCCCGUGUACCCUCGUUACUACCACUCCUCCCACUACUCUCCCUACGCUCACAGCCACCACAAGAGAUCUGCCGAGCCAGGAGCUGAUGCUGGAGUCAGCUAUGCUCAUCACCACCAGUACCAGCCCGUUCACUACCAUGGAGUUCACUAUGGUUACGGCUACUAGGCUCACUACUUAGGCACUGGGAGUUUAUGUUCUGAUUUUAUCUAUAAGAGCUUUAUUUUAAAGAUAAUAAAGAAGUCGUA